Messenger RNA from Puccinia triticina, 225 nucleotides. RefSeq lists its product as uncharacterized. The coding region runs from base 1 to 225 and encodes 74 amino acids. NCBI's taxonomy places the organism in Eukaryota, Fungi, Basidiomycota, Pucciniomycetes, Pucciniales, Pucciniaceae. The transcript has a single exon. The record is from RefSeq and is a predicted model, not a curated record.
AUGGUCCAGUUCCUGGUCUGGGGUGCCGACUUCUUCAACUCGGAUACUGACCAGCCUGCCGUCGUCCAACCUCCUCCCGCAGAAUACAUAAGACUAAAAAGACAACGGAAGACGGAUGGCACCUACAACAAGAUGUGUGCCGCGCCUGCGGGCACGGGCGUCCUGGGACCCCUGAUUGAAGAGGCGAUGGGCCAGGCAGCCUUUGACACUGCCAAGGCCAUUUAA